AUGUAUUCAAAUAUUGACAAUACAUCUUCGAAAAUUAUCUCAAGUAAUGGUACUACCUCCCACGAACCAAUAACAACUGUAACAUCAAUCAAUGUGGUUGAUUAUCAUUCACUUAUUGUCAAUGGAAUUAAUGAAUGGUGUUUAAAGAAUGGACGUGAUCUAAAUCUAUUUGACUUGAAACUCAUCGAAGGCAUCGACUAUUUGCUGACAAUUCCUUCAUACAACAACGAUUCUGCUCUUAUUCGUUGCGGCUGUCGAGCAUCAGCUAGACUGCCAAGACAAGGAAACAACUUUCAAUUAUCCAACUAUUAUCGACAUUUAAAAACAGGAAAAUGCUCUAUGCUUAAAUCGAAAUUUCAACCAAUUCCUGUUCAUGAUAAUGAUGCACAUGAUAUUAUUGAUACUAUCGAGCAAUCAUCGUCAGAACAAACAAUAAUUAUGGAAAAUACUCAGAUAUUAUCUUUUGAUUCUAAUUCUUCAAUUCGUUCUAAACGAGCAACAUCUUCAUCAAAUCAUGCUCAUCGAAAGAAAAAACGUCAAAGAAAAUUCAUGUAA
This is a messenger RNA of Rotaria sp. Silwood1, 555 nucleotides long. The record is from the annotation of a GenBank genome assembly. NCBI's taxonomy places the organism in Eukaryota, Metazoa, Rotifera, Eurotatoria, Philodinida, Philodinidae.